Lipotes vexillifer (Yangtze River dolphin) is the source of this 1209-nucleotide messenger RNA. It is a transcript of the gene CD58, whose product is annotated as CD58 molecule. The transcript has 5 exons. Gene Ontology annotation, molecular function: signaling receptor binding. Bases 1 to 1209 code for a protein of 402 amino acids. Gene Ontology annotation, cellular component: cell surface; membrane. Lineage: Eukaryota; Metazoa; Chordata; Mammalia; Artiodactyla; Lipotidae. The record is from RefSeq and is a predicted model, not a curated record.
AUGGCCGCGGGGUGGGUCGUGGGGGCCCUCGGAGUGGUCUGCCUGUUGCUCCGGUUGGGUGAGUGGAGGCCUCCCCCGGGAGCCCGCGGGGACCGGCAGCGCGGGGUGUCAGUGGCCCCAGGGCUCCGGGGCCGGGUGGACGGGCGCGGCCCGAGGCCGCUGCAAGAUUUCAUUAGCUGUGAUUCCCAAGUAAUAUAUGGAGCUGUGAACAAGAAUGUAACUUUAUACACAUCAAGUUUUAAACCCUUUAAGGAGAUUGUGUGGAAAAGAGGAAAGGAUAAAGUUGUAGAAUGGGAUGACGAAUCUGAAGUCAGAGCUUUUCUAUCUUUUAAAGAUAGAGUUUGCUUAGACACCGUGUCGGGGAACCUCACAAUCUACAACUUAACACCGUCAGACGAAGAUGUGUACGGAAUUGAAUCCCCAAGCGUUAGAAAUAACAGCCAGUUCACCCUCAAAGUGAUCGAGUCUCUUCCAUCACCAACACUAUCUUGCACAUUGACUGAUGGGAACAUUACACUCCAGUGCAUGAUCCUGGAAGAUUACAACACCCAUCUAGAACUCAUACAGUACUCCUGGGACUGUCCUUCAACGAUACAGUGUCAGAGUGGCUCAAAACCAUCUGAAGCGUAUGUUACGAAGGAAGGUGAUCUUUCACAGGAAAUUCAGUGUAUCAUUAGCAAUCCAUUAUUCAGAAGGACAACAUCAAUCAUUUUGUCAACCUGUGUCCCAAGUGACAAUACAAGGCACAGGUUUGUGCUUUUUACCAUACUGCCAAUGCUAAUAUGUGGUUUGCUGUUUUUAAAAUCACGACUCCUGGAGCGGGUAACAGAUUCUCUAGGGGGAGGCGACCAAAGUCAAGUGGCGGCCGUGGGCGCAGGAGCCCUGGCGAGGGAUCUGAGGGCCCGGAGCGGGGACAAAGGCCCCUUUGUACUCCCCGCUGGCCGGGGCCGGGGUGGCUUUGGAGACCUAGGUCGGCGUUCCCGCGGCCAGGGCCACGGCCGGAGGAGCCGCCGCGAACCUCUGGGCUCUGCGGCAGGACCCUCGGCGGCCGCCGUAGCGCGGAGCCGAUCCCGCGCGUCUCGAGUGCUGCUGUUGCUACGUUGUCAGACCAACCUGGGCGACUCGGGUGCAUCCUUAGAGCCUGGGGACCUUGCUUUCCUCACCUGCAAAAUGGCUUCCUACUUCGUGGGCCGUGUGAGGACUGAAUGA